GUGAUUAGUUGCGUUUUCUUGCUUUGACAUUCAGAUAUUCAGAUACAAAACGUCAUUCGCUUCCAGCGAGAACAUAAUGAUACGUGUUCUCGUGUCCUUCUCAGGACAUGUGUAACCAGGAAGUAAGACAUGUACUCUCUGUUAGUCCUCGAUAAAUUGUGUGAACUGUUUGCGUGCUUGAAAGCAGAACUCUGACUCAGUACAUCUGAAACGGAAUUUUGCUGUACCUGAUCGUGUCAUGAUGACUGAUCUCUUUGGGGCUCGUUGUGGCUGAUCACGAAGCGUUACACGAAUGUCCUGCUGAUAUGACAUGUACUUGCUAUACACAGGAUGAGUAAAGAACUGGAGGAGCUCUCUCCCCUGGGUGAUUCGAUUCAUGGUGAUGGGUCCGAGGAGGAAACAGAGGAUGAUGAGCCCAAAAUUUGUCAAGUAUGUGGUGACAAAUCCACAGGCUACCAUUUUAACGCCAUGACCUGUGAGGGCUGCAAAGGCUUCUUCAGGCGUGCCAUGAAGCGACCAACACAGUUCUGCUGCCCGUUUCGGAAUGUCUGUGUCAUCACCAAGAGCAACAGGAGGCAAUGCCAGUCUUGUCGUCUCCAGAAAUGCCUCUCAAUUGGAAUGAAAAGAGAGUUGAUUAUGUCAGAUGAAGCUGUGAAGAAACGGAGGUUACAGAUCAGGAGAAAAAGGAUGCAGGAGGAGCCUGUAACACUCUCCCCACAACAGGAAGCUGUCAUCCAAGAGCUCCUUGCUGCACAUCAAAAGACCUUUGACAUGACCUGUGCCAGUUUCACUCAGUUCCGGCCUCUAGAUCGGGAUCAGAAUGCCAUCUCUGAGUGCAAUCAAGAACCAAACAGCAGCAAGAACUCCCAACUAAUCAUGUGCAAACAAGAGUCUGAAGCUGCAGUGAAUAUGGCCAUCAGCUUCACCCGCUCGUCCACUUUCUCCAACUCACAGCAACCUGAGAAUAAUGAAAUGAAGCGGCUUAACAACAUCAUCUUUACCUCUCUGCCACAUUUUACAGACCUUACCACAUACUUGAUCAAGAACGUUAUCAACUUUGGCAAGACACUUACAAUGUUCAGGGGUCUGAAUAUUGAGGACCAGAUCUCUCUGCUGAAAGGUGCGACCUUUGAGAUCAUUCUUAUUCACUUCAACAUGUUCUUUAAUGAGAAAACAGGCAUUUGGGAGUGCGGGCCGCUACAGUACUGCAUGGAUGACGCCAUGCGAGCUGGUUUUCAGCGCCAUCUGCUGGACCCUAUGAAGAAUUUCCAUUACACACUGCGAAAACUGCACUUACAUGAAGAGGAGUACGUUCUGAUGCAGGCUAUCUCACUUUUCUCACCAGAUCGCCCUGGCGUGACACAUCACAAUGUGAUUGACCGGAACCAGGAAAUACUUGCUCUCACACUGAAAACUUAUAUAGAGGCCAAAAGGACAGAGCCAGAGAAACAUCUGCUGUACCCAAAGAUCAUGGCGUGCCUGACUGAGAUGAGGAGUAUGAAUGAAGAGUACACAAAACAGGUGUUGAAAAUCCAGGACAUUCAGCCCGUGUCACCGCUUUUGUUGGAAAUUAAGAAAGAAAGUCACAUAUCUGGGAUGGCAUGAGGGUGAGUAAAUGAUGAUAGAAUUUUUCAUUUUUGAGUGAACUAGCCUUUUAAGAAUCCCCCUAUUUUUUCACAUUUCAGUAAUGACAAUUGGGGGGAUGUGCUUAAUUGUCAUGAUAACAUGAUAAUGUCACGAUGCAAACCAUUUUAAGGGUCUUAAAACAGGCUUCUUUUUCGUUAUGCAAAAUAUAAUUUUAUCUUCAUUUUGGGAUGAAAUAUGACCACCAGAUGUGUUUUUGACAAGCUUUGUGGGAUUCACCCAGUGAUGUGUGAUUGUGUUUCAGAAGAGUUGUAGCUAGUUGUUCAUGUAUGUUGUGAAUUUCUUGUAUUAGAAAAAGACUUGCUGUAUUUUUUGUAAUGAAUGAAUGUCUACCCUUUUAAAGGGUCUCUUCUAAAGAAAUUUUAAGAGGCCGCAAGAUAUUUCUCUGUAAGUGAAUGCCUUUUUAAGUGCUUUUACUCUUUGUCAGUUGUGAAAGACACUACUAAAUCUUUUUCACUCUAAGUACAUUUGGGUUGUGAGAUUCAAUUCAUAAGCUAAGAGCAUAUUUUGCUGAACAGAUUUAAUCUGCAACAGUUGAACAGAUAAUCAGUGUGAAAAUGAACUAGUCAUAUUUACAAUGCGACAAUCUGUUUGCAUCAAAUAAUAGCAGUGAGAGUAUUUGGAUGCCAGGCAUCAAUCAAUGUGAAGCACAAACUGUUUCCAAAUGCCUUUUGUUUGCUUAGAAGCAUGGAGUACAGAUUAAACAGAUGCAUUUAUUUAUCCGGACCCACUUGAUAUUAGGUGUCUUUAACUACUUUGUAUGUAAGCAUUUGCUACAGUGUACUUAUUUUGUACAGCCGCGUUGUUGCAUUGUACUUACAUUUAAAGUACCUGCAUUUAAUUAAAUCUGUAGUUACACUGUUAACCUUACCCCCUAAUCCUAAACCUAACUCUACCCUAACCCUAAACAUACCUCAACUUUCAGCAAAUGUGAAUCUUGUGAUAAUUUUGAGAAAAACAUGUAGUUACACAAGUACAUUGUAUUGUAUGUGUUUUAAUGUUAGUGCAUAGUAGUUAGACACCUAAUAUAACGUGGGACCAUCUAUCCUUAUGCAAACCCAGAACUCACACAAUACACUCAGGUUAUUGAUAAUUACAUCGGUUAGCAUGUGCCCCUCUCAGGAAAAUAAAGUUUAAAAUUCUAUGAAA
This is a messenger RNA of Myxocyprinus asiaticus (Chinese sucker), 2793 nucleotides long. RefSeq names its product nuclear receptor subfamily 1 group I member 3-like. The record is from RefSeq and is a predicted model, not a curated record. The transcript has 10 exons. Gene Ontology annotation, molecular function: nuclear receptor activity; zinc ion binding; RNA polymerase II cis-regulatory region sequence-specific DNA binding. Gene Ontology annotation, biological process: cell differentiation; positive regulation of transcription by RNA polymerase II; negative regulation of transcription by RNA polymerase II. Lineage: Eukaryota; Metazoa; Chordata; Actinopteri; Cypriniformes; Catostomidae. The coding region runs from base 331 to 1605 and encodes 424 amino acids.